UGUUUUGUGCCACACAGUGCUCAAAGACGAAUCCCGAGCUUGGCUGAUAAAGGCUCUUGGAGAAGUUCGGGACUUGGAAUUCCAACGUGGGAGUCGCUGGUUGCCAAGGAGACGCUAAAGGAGUCGGUUCCGUUGGAGGCGCUCUCCUCCUCUUCCUCCACACAUCCUGAAUUCUGCUGACUUAACCGCAGCUUUCGGGUUAUUAAAACAAUGAACGUCGUCUUACACUCAGCAGGGUGAGGCGAAUUUAAUCAUACAUUACUGAUAGCGACAGGGGCGUAGCAACAUGUCAGGGCACGGGGGAGCAAAAAUAUUAAUAUAAAAUAAGCGACGGUAACUGGGAGCAAUUAGGCUUGAGUGAACACUGGAGGACACGCCCCCCGCCACUCGUUACGCCUAUGUAUGCCAUGGUGGACACUGUCUUUUCUGCUGUUACUGAUCAUUUAUUACGCGUGUCGCAUGAUUGGGAAAACGCGUGUGCAGUGACUGGUACGUGCAAUGCGACGUGCAGAGAGCAGCUCGAGUUGCAGGAAUGACGCGUGGGUGAAGGGGAGGGGAAUAAAUAUAUUUAGUCUCUUUUCCCCCCGGCUCGCCAUACCUCCCGGGUGGUCACUGUCAUGUUUUGCAUGCCGUUGUGUGCGCGCUCCACGCCGCCGAUUUCCCUCCCUUGCGCUCGCGCUUGCGAAUUCCGGAGUGGAAAAAAAGAAACAUGGUGGCAAGCGCACGAGCCAGGAAGCUCCCGCGGCGGUACAAGCUCGCAAUCGCAGCGGCGCUGACGAUCCUGCUCAUCCAGGGGCUGGUGGUGUGGAGCCUGAGGAGCCUUGAGGACGGGCAGCUCGAGAGGAAGCACCGGCGGUCAAAGCUUCCAGACAGUAAUGGUCAAGAUCCAAAGAAGGACACAGGCCCAACAACAGCCAGUGCCCUGAGACGGGGUACGAGGCGCCGCAGUCAGUUCUCACCAAGGCCGAGGAGUCCUCAGGGCCAAGGGGGUGGCGCCUCAGAGGGAGGGGCACCUUACGAUCCCUCCAUCAGACGCAACUACACCAAGAAAAAGGAUAGGGAGGGGGCGAGCAGGGUGCUGCCGGUGCUGUUGGGUGAGGUGGGCAGUGUGGAGGAGGCUCCAGCAGCCCACGGCCCUGCUGGUGACUACAUAUCCAAGUGUGAGAUCAAGGGCAAAGAUGCACUUUCGGCUCUGCGUCGUGCCCGUUCGCGCCAGUGCCGGCAGGAGAUCGCCAACAUCGUCUGUCUGCACCAGGCCGGACAGCUUAUGCCACAGUCUCUCCCCCAGUCCUGCCAGCAUCAUGGUUUGUCAGAUGCUGCUCUGCGGGGAGAAGGUCUGGGUGGAGCCCUGGGAGAUGUGUCCGACCCAUCCAAGGUGGACAACCCAGUUCAUGUGGCCUUUAUGCUGGUGGUCCAUGGGCGUGCCAUCCGCCAGCUAAAGCGCCUCAUUAAAGCCAUCUACCACCAAGACCACUACUACUACAUUCACGUGGACAAGCGCUCAAACUACCUGCACCAUGAAGUGGAAGAGAUUGCUAGGCAGUACAACAAUGUACGAGUGACCCCCUGGCGUAUGGUGACCAUCUGGGGCGGCGCCAGCCUGCUGAAGACUUACCUACGCAGCAUGCAGGACCUCCUUUCCAUGCUGGACUGGAAGUGGGAAUUCUUCAUCAACCUCAGCGCCACUGACUUCCCCACCAGGACCAAUGAGGAACUGGUGGCUUUUCUUUCUCAGCACAGAGAUAAAAAUUUCCUCAAGUCUCAUGGAAGGGAAAACGCAAGAUUCAUUAAGAAACAGGGUCUGGAUCGUCUCUUCCAUGAGUGCGACUCCCACAUGUGGCGCUUAGGUGAGCGAACCAUCCCGCCAGGCCUGGAAGUGUCAGGCGGAUCUGACUGGUUUGCCCUUACACGUCGCUUUGUAGAGUAUGUGGUCCGUUCGCAGGACCCACUUGUGUCUGGGCUAAAGCAGUUCUACAGCUACGCCCUGCUUCCAGCUGAGUCAUUCUUCCAUACCGUCCUGGGGAAUAGCCACCUGUGUGAUACAUUGGUGGACAACAACCUGCGUGUCACUAACUGGAACCGAAAGCUUGGCUGCAAGUGCCAGUACAAGCACAUUGUGGACUGGUGUGGCUGCUCACCUAACGAUUUCAAACCCGGAGACCUGGUGCGCAUUCAGCAACUGACCCGGCCCACAUUCUUUGCCCGGAAGUUUGAGUCCACAGUUAACCAGGAGGCCAUCAACAUCCUGGAUGCCCAGCUGUACGGGCACUACCCCCCUGGGACCCCAGCUCUAAAGGCCUACUGGGAAAGUCUGUUUGAGCAGGCAGAUGGUGUGAGCUCCCUCAGUGAUGUGGCACUCACUGCUUAUGCCUCUUUCUUCCGCCUGGGCCUCCAGAGCCUGGAGGCAGCCCAUGGGAGCAACAAUGCUUGCAGGUAUGAGCCUAUUGGCUACCCGGCAUCUGUGCACCUUUAUUUCUAUGAUGACCGUUUCCAGGGGUACUUGGUAAGGCAGGAGGUACAGGCUACAGAAACGGGGGCAAGGGAAACCCUGGAAGUAUGGGCAGUGCCCCAGUCCACGCUGCAGGUGGAGACCAACCUGCGUGAAUUUUCGCGGCUCAAAAACCUAGAGGUGGGGACAGAAUGGGACCCAAAGGAGAGAAUAUUUCGGAACUUUGGUGGGAUUCUGGGGCCACUGGAUGAGCCUAUAGCCAUGCAGAAGUGGGCAAGAGGGCCCAAUUUGACUGCAACUGUUGUUUGGCUUGACCCAUCACAUACAAUGGUGGCCUCUUAUGACAUCAGUGUGGACUUUGAAGUGGAAUUCACACAUUACAAGCCACUACUGCAGCACCCCCUACAGCCUGGAGGCUGGACAGUGCGGGUACUGCGACAACGGGAUCGUGUAGCCGAAGUCCGGUUCCUCGUUGUGCCCUUGGCAUUUAUUAGGAAACAGCCGCUGCACAAAGAUGAGGACAGUUGGCUACUUGCUGGCCCAUCUAGCAGCCCAUACCUGGAGGGACAGGGUCUCCAGCAGCUGCCCCAGGGAGAGUCUGCUCUAGAGGAGGCCCAGAGGAGACCACGUGUGAUGGGCAGGCCGAUGGAAGACUGGGUGGACAGUGUUGUUGGGGUAUUCUGGGUGACUGGGGACAUUUGUGCCACUGAUCCUUCACUCUGCCCCUCCCUAGGACCCUGCUCGAAAUCCACAUGGAGCUCUCUGUCCCACGACCCCAAAUCUGAACUUGGACCUGUAAAGAGCAAUGGGCGGAUUAGGUAGCCCCCCUAGAGGGAGGAUUCUUCAGAUUCAAAAGGUGGACAUCAAUUUUUCAUGUGAAUGUGUUUGCAGGUGGGGCGAGAUUAAACUGUGACUGUUUCUGCCUAGUGGUUGACUUGGAACCCAUUUAUUGAGGAACAUAAGAGUUCACUUUGCCAGAAGUCUGGCGAAAGGAAGAUCUCAGAUUUUGCACAGACUUCCAGAUAUUUUUCAUAAAUUCAUUUUUAAUAGCAGUGUUUUUCAUUCUUUACUAUGCAUGGAUCUGACGUUUAAAUCUGAAUCGAGUAAACUUAUAAAUACUGAAAGUUUUUUAAUUACACCACAUGUGUACUAUGCACUGAAGUACAGGUUAAAAUCUAUUGUUUUUUAUGUAUUGUCUUUCAUAUCAGUCACACAUCAUUUUAGGGAUUAGUUUUUCUCAUACAUUUUCUUAUUACCUGAAUUUAAGGGUCAGACAAAGCACACUUUACUAAAGGACACUGAUGCAGGAGUCUCAUUAAGAUUGAGGAAUGCAGAGAAAAGGACACUUCACAGAGAUCACUGUUGAGUAUGGCAAUUCUUCUCCUUUUACUCCUACUGUACCUUUACACCCCCCGUGAAAGUGUUGCAUGGAUACCAACUUUCCUUUUUCAAUGGAUGACAAGUGUGAAACUAUAAAAAACCUUCUGUGCUGAUGUUGACGGUACAAGAAAAAGAGUUGGGAAUUCUUAAAUAGGCGGUCAUAUUUGCACAGUUCAUUUCACUACCAAUAUACAGAACUUGAUAUUUUCAAGCCUUUAGCAGGGCACUUCAACCAUUUUUAGAUUUGAUACUGGAUGUUUCCUUUGAAAUAAGGAGGUGCCAAAGCUGGCCUUUAUAUUUACCAGAGCAAUGCACUAAACACAUGGUAUUAUAGAUGGGUUUUAUCUCAGUACUUAAUUAUGCCUUUUUAACAAAAUGUGAAAGCACAUUUAUUUUGAAUUCAGUUACUGGAAUUUCAUUUGAAUGUUGGUUAGCACAUACAGUUUAGAAUCCGCAGUGUUUUGCUGCAUAGUAUCAGGAAAGGAAGUAAAGUGACCUUUUAUCCCCUUGUGUGGUUGCUUCAGUGAAGCAUUUCUUGGUAAAGUACAUACAUGUGUCUGUAUGUAUGUACAUCACAGGUCUUCAUAAUGAAUAUGGAUAUUUUUGUAUUUAUAAUGUUGAGCAACAUUGAUCCUUCAUUAGUAAAAACUGGAAGCCAUCUUUCUUUUUAAACUUAAUGUAAAGGCUCCUUGUGAAGUGACCCAUGAAUGUGGUCAUGUGGUGGUGAGAAUCAGGUGAAUUACUGAAACUUAAUGCUUGACUGUAGCAAGGGAACAACCCAUUUCUGUGAAAGUUAUGCAGUGUGAUCCCUGCUGACACAAUAAAGUGCUGAACUAUAAC
This is a messenger RNA of Scleropages formosus (Asian bonytongue), 4669 nucleotides long. RefSeq names its product xylosyltransferase 2-like. Gene Ontology annotation, molecular function: protein xylosyltransferase activity. Bases 710 to 3271 code for a protein of 853 amino acids. Gene Ontology annotation, biological process: heparan sulfate proteoglycan biosynthetic process; chondroitin sulfate proteoglycan biosynthetic process. Gene Ontology annotation, cellular component: membrane. NCBI's taxonomy places the organism in Eukaryota, Metazoa, Chordata, Actinopteri, Osteoglossiformes, Osteoglossidae. The record is from RefSeq and is a predicted model, not a curated record. The transcript is spliced from 11 exons.